This is a messenger RNA of Trichogramma pretiosum, 861 nucleotides long. Its product is annotated as protein maternal effect lethal 26-like. The record is from RefSeq and is a predicted model, not a curated record. Gene Ontology annotation, biological process: proteasome-mediated ubiquitin-dependent protein catabolic process; regulation of proteolysis. NCBI's taxonomy places the organism in Eukaryota, Metazoa, Arthropoda, Insecta, Hymenoptera, Trichogrammatidae. The coding region runs from base 1 to 861 and encodes 286 amino acids. Gene Ontology annotation, molecular function: ubiquitin protein ligase binding. The transcript has a single exon. Gene Ontology annotation, cellular component: cytoplasm.
AUGUCAAGCGUUAAUACAAUCAUAGGCUUUACUGAACUUGAAACGAAAAAAGCCGAUUUUACGUGGGUAUUAAGACAAUUUAAACGUAUUUGGGACGGACGACAAACCAAAGGGAUACCAUCACCGACAUUUACAUUCGGUAGUGAUGAUCAAAGAAUAUUUUAUUUAUAUUUGUGGAAGAAUAUAAAUCGUACUCAAGUGGAUCUAUUCGGCAUUAAGAAGCAAAGUGACUUCGAAUUAACCUGGAAGUCAUCAGUUAAUAAGGAUGACAAAACUGUAUGCACUAACUCUGGUAUUCUAAGGAGUUAUCAUGGUGAUAUUUAUGAUUCUAAACCUGAUCACUUGGCAUGUAUCGUCACAAUUCCUAAUGAAGAAAUGAUAAAUUAUAUUUCAUCGACGGAUACUGUAAGUGUUCGCUGCAAAUUGACAAUGACUAUGGUAAACUCAACGAAAUCACUAAGCCAUAUAUCCAUCGAUACUAAUGAAGCAUUGGUACCAAACUUUAAUUUGGACUGGAUGUUUCUCAAUGAAAAUUUAAGUGAUAUUAAGCUGCGAGUAUCUGGAAAAGAAAUCCCAGCACAUAAAAUUGUGCUCGCUAAUGCCAGUCCUAUCUUCAAAGCCAUGUUUAGCCCCGAAAACAAAAGUCAAUCGAUAGAUAUGUUUUGUAUUACUUAUGAAGCUGCAGUUGAGAUGCUGCGAUAUAUUUAUAAGGGCAGCGUCAAGAUUAUAGAUUUCACCUUGGCUGCUCAACUUUUGAUGGCUGCUGACAAGUAUCAACUCGAAGGAUUGAAAAAAGAAUGCGAAAAAAUGUCGAAUUGCUACAAAUAUAACAUGGAAAGUUUGAAGAAAGAAGCAGUUUAG